Messenger RNA from Equus caballus (horse), 4452 nucleotides. The record is from RefSeq and is a predicted model, not a curated record. NCBI's taxonomy places the organism in Eukaryota, Metazoa, Chordata, Mammalia, Perissodactyla, Equidae.
CAGAAAACCUCUCCUCCCGAGGCUGUUGCCACACCCACCCUGCCCCCCACCUGCUUCUGGGAAUGCUCCUUUCCUGACUGGAUGUAGGCUUUUUUCCUUGUCUACCACUAGAUGGGGCAGUGUCUGAAAGUUUGGUUAUUCUGCUUGCUCUCCGGGUUUUCCAGUCACUGGGAAUACGGACGUGAGCAUCCUUGUUCUGUGGAGACUUCUCUCCCAAGAUGCAUUCCGGGCCUGGCCAGCUGUCCUCCCACAGUGUUCUCUGGUACCUUACAGGAGCCAGACCCCAGAACCUGCUCCUGUCCUCCUGACUGCGGGGAACCACUGGCCCUCUAGUCCUCUUCCCAGGCUGGCCGUCUUCCCAAGUCUACCUUCACCACAUCCCACCAUGAGCCCAGGCUCCUCCAUGUCCUCCUCCUCAUGUGCUCAUAGGCUAGGGCUAUGUGCAACUAUGCAAGGCAGGCCACAGAUCAGGAAGGCAAAGGACGAAUGGAUCCACUGAAAAUGGGGCAAAGAAUGCACCAGAGCCACAGAGGAGGAAAUGCCUGGCCAGUCACCACAUGAGGGGCCCAGCCUCCCUCAACCCCAGGAAUGUCAAGAACAGGGGAGGGGCCGCUUCAUGACUUCACUGGCAAAUGUGGGCUGAAGAUCUGGGGAGUGGACAAGCAUGCUGGAGGACACUCACACUGCUAGGGGAACCAGACCGGAGCGCCCACCUGGGAGAGCAGCCUGGCAGUGACCAGGGAGGUUGAGGACUGCCGUAUCCCCCACCACCCAGCUGGCCCUCUCCUUGGAGUGCACUCGAGAAAAACCAGGCACGGUGCACCAGGAGACAUGUGAACAGGUUCCCUUGCAAAUAUUCAGAAAUGCCCAGUCUACAUGGGACUAGACAUAUAAAUACAUCUCAUCUAAAAUGAAGAAUUAGAUCUGCAUGCAUCAGUGUGGAUAAAUCUUGACAACAUAAUCUUUUUUUUAUUGAGGUCCCUGCCUCUCCCUAUCUUGGAUCCUUCUCUCCACUGGUCAGGACUAUCCACAUGGCUGGGGCACGUGGCACCAGGUGAAGGACAGUUUUGUGCCUCAGUUUCCUCCCCACUCUGAACCGGAAUAACAGGCAUCCCUGCAACCUGCUCAGCACCCCGUGCCCAUGACCAGGGGCCGCCUGAAGUUCACCGGGACUUCACUGGGGCAAAAGCUGGCCAAGGGUACGCUGCAGGGACAGGAGCCAGCUGCUGGGAGAUCACCCAGAGAGGGUAGGGGUUCCACGACAAAGUCAGUCCUCCUAUAAAGCACCAGUUCCGGUUAUGAUGCUCUGAGUUACACUAAGGCUGAACAUUUGUGGUCUAUGGAUCUGCUCUGACUCUUAGAGCCUGCUUAUGGGGGAAGAUCAAACUGAAUUGAGUAGGGCCCUGUUUCUGCCAUUGCACCCCAGCGUGUGCCAGCCCACAGGACUGUAAAGAGGGCAACAGGACUUGAAGAAGUGACUUGGCCUUCAGGUUUGUGUGAGGCAGUGCUUUGGUCUCCUUCAUUCUUGGCUUGUAAGAGCACCAGCCAUGCGGGCCCUGGGAGAACAGGUCUGACCAAGGACUGUGGAGUGCUUGCUCUGUGAUCCACAGAGAAGGAGCUGUUGUCAAAGGCACCAGUGGCCUGUGCUCUCCCAGCUCAGUGUUCCCUUCCUUGACCUAGACUCAGAAACAACAACCAUUAUACAACUGGGGUACACAGACAUUAAAAUUAUUAUUAUAACUGAAAAUCACAUGUUCAAGAAGCAAGAGGAAAGACUGAGCACAUGGAAGAUACAAAAAAAGACCCUGCUCAAAUUUCUAGAGAUGAAAACAACAAUGUCUGACAUGAAGAAUCUACUGGAUGAGAUUAACCACAGAUUGGGCAUUGCAGAAUAACAGUAAACUUAAGGACAGAAAUAGAGCCUAUCAAAAUGAAACACGGAGACAAAAGGCAGAAAAAAAUGAGCAGAGCAUCAGCAAGCUGUGGCACAACUUCGAGCAGUCAAGAGAUGUGUGUUUGGAGGCCUGAAAGUGGGGGAGUAGCAGGGACAGGAAAUAAAUUUGAAAAAGCAAUGACUGCAAUUGUCCAAAUUUUAUGAAAGCUCUCUGGCCACAGAUCCAAGAAGCUCAGUGAAGCCCCAAGCACAAAAAACAUGCAUGUAGCUACAAGGCACAUCAUAGUUAAACUGCUCAAAACUACUGAUUAAGAGAAAAAUCUUUAAGAAUCCUAGGGAAGAAGACAUAUUGCAGAUAGAGGAACAAAGAUGAGAAUGCAGCAGACUUGUCUUUGGAGACAGUGCUCAUGAGGGAGGAGGAGCAGCAUCUCCCCAGAACUGAAAGAAAACACUGUCAGCCUGGAACUCUAUGCCAGGCGGAAUAGCCUUAAAGACUGAAGGUGAAAUAAAGACUGAUGCACAAAAGCUGAGAGAAUUCAUCACCAGCAGACCUGCUCUACAAAAAUAUCAUGGGAAUUUAUUCAGGUAGAAGAAAAGUGAUGCAGGUGGAAAUCUGAAUCUACACAAAGGAAUGAAGAGCUACAUGAGUGACACCAUCUGGGCCCCAUCUGUCCUUCCUCACGGCACCCUCAGCACCUUAAGCCACCACCUCCAGCCACAUUUUGGGAGAAAGAUGGAGUCCAAGGUCUCAGAAGGUGGCCUGAACGUGACCCUGACAAUUCGCCUGCUGAUGCAUGGAAAGGAAGUUGGAAGCAUCAUCGGGAAGAAAGGAGAAACUGUGAAAAAGAUGCGUGAAGAGAGUGGUGCAAGGAUCAACAUCUCAGAGGGAAACUGCCCAGAAAGAAUUGUGACCAUCACAGGCCCAACGGAUGCCAUCUUCAAGGCCUUUGCCAUGAUCGCCUACAAGUUUGAGGAGGACAUCAUUAACUCCAUGAGCAACAGCCCUGCCACCAGCAAGCCCCCAGUGACGCUGAGGUUGGUGGUCCCCGCUAGCCAGUGCGGGUCCCUGAUUGGCAAAGGCGGCUCCAAGAUCAAGGAGAUCAGGGAGUCCACAGGUGCCCAGGUCCAGGUGGCUGGGGACAUGCUGCCCAACUCCACAGAGCGAGCAGUGACCAUCUCGGGGACCCCCGACGCCAUCAUCCAGUGUGUCAAGCAGAUCUGUGUGGUCAUGCUGGAGUCCCCACCGAAAGGUGCCACCAUUCCCUACCGCCCAAAGCCCGCCUCCACCCCUGUCAUUUUUGCAGGUGGUCAGGUAAGAGCCGACCCGCUCGCGGCCUCCACUGCCAACCUCAGCCUUUUACUGCAGCCCCCGCCGCUGCCCGCCUACACGAUCCAGGGCCAGUACGCCAUCCCCCACCCAGAGCAGUUGACCAAGCUCCACCAGUUGGCCAUGCAGCAAACCCCCUUUCCUCCCCUCGGACAGACCAACCCCGCUUUCCCCGGAGAAAAGCUGCCUUUACACUCCUCCGAAGAAGCUCAAAAUCUGAUGGGCCAGUCGUCAGGUCUGGACGCCAGCCCCCCGGCCAGCACUCACGAGCUCACCAUUCCCAAUGAUCUAAUAGGCUGCAUAAUUGGACGCCAAGGGACCAAAAUCAAUGAAAUUCGACAGAUGUCUGGAGCCCAGAUCAAAAUCGCCAAUGCCACAGAGGGGUCGUCAGAGCGCCAGAUCACCAUCACAGGGACCCCAGCCAACAUCAGCCUUGCCCAGUACCUCAUCAAUGCCAGGCUGACGUCUGAGGUCACUGGGAUGGGCGCGCUCUAAUCCUACCCAGCGUCCCCCAGGUCUGCGAACCCGCACCUCCACCCGGCUCGCACACUCUGUACAGACCACCUACCCUUCGUCCAAAUAUAAAUAGAGGUUUUCUUUACUAACAGAAAUAUCUAUGCCCUAGAGAUCUGCACAUACCAACAAAGCCCGUUGAUAUCCAUCUCUGUGUGAGGUCCAGGCUCUGUCUCCGAUUCUGCUCUGUACAUUAAUUUAGGCUCCGCUCUGUUGAUGCAUUGGCAUGCAGUGUUAAUUAUUUUAAACGUUGGGGGCAUUCCCAUCUGUGACAUUCUAGAAACAUUUUUCCUUAGUGUCAGUAUACCUGUUUAAGAGUUGGUUUGGUGUUUUGACAGCACUUCCUCAGCGUCCUCUCCUAAGCCAUCUAGAACCAUGGUUGCUUUGAGUUGCCCCCCACCACACCAGCCCCACCUGCUGACCAUGUCCCCUCACAGCCUGUGCUGAUCUUGGCUUACAUGUCCAUGCAAGUCUUGUGCAGUCAGGGGGCGCCUUUCCCCUUGUUCCCAGGGGAGGAGAAUAGAGGAUGCGCAGUCCUGACCCAAGGUGCAGGGUGAAGUGGGAGUGCUGGGACCCUGACUUCACGGGGAUGUCACGUGCUGGGGAGGCAUAUGUGGCCCUCGAGGGGCUUCCAGGGGGGCUGGAGAGCGUGGACUGGCCAGGAAGCACCUCUACACCUUGUCGGAGUUCAAUAAAUGUCGUGCUCUGCCCCCCACUG